UUUUGGAAAAUUUCAACAAAACACAUGCCUGUAAUGGGUAGAAUCUUAUUAUUAAACGACAUUAUCACUAACUCAUGUUGCUUCAACGUGCUUUCCUCUCGAAUCUCUCUGCCCUUUUUAUCUCAUCAUCCUCAUUCUCACUCUCACACUCACACUCUUGGUCCAAGUCUCCUCACUGUCCGCACUUCCGUUUCUAUCUCAGCUAAACAACUGUCCACAUCUCUAGCCAUGGAUAGUUCUAAGGCUGACACCCCUAAGGAAAUUCCCUCGGGGUUAGACUCAUCCACUGAAGAAGAAUAUGCUUCCCAAUCCAAGUUGCUUCAAGAGUUUGUUAAUAUCUCUACCAUUGACAAGGCGUGGACUUUUAAGUCGGGCAAUGGAAUAGGCACACAGGCAAUUUUUUCAAUUAGCCAACCAAAUCUUUUGGCUAACAAGAAGAGGAAGUUUAUGCUAUCUACUGCUAUUUCAAAGGAAAAUAGUAAUUCUGUAAACUUUCAAUGGGCCCCAUUUCCUGUUGAGAUGACAGGUGCAUCUACAAUUGUUCCAUCACCUUCAGGUUCAAAGCUUCUUGUAGUAAGGAAUCCAGAAAAUGAAUCUCCUACUCAUCUUGAAAUCUGGAGUCAAUCUCAGUUGGAAAAGGAAUUCCAAAUCCCUCAAACUGUGCAUGGCUCUGUAUACGUUGAUGGAUGGUUUGAGGGAAUAUCUUGGAACUCUGAUGAAACUCUUAUUGCUUAUGUUGCCGAGGAACCAUCUCCUCCAAAGCCAACAUUUAGUAUGGGCUACCAGAAAGCUGGUUCCUCGGAUAAGGAUUGUGGUACCUGGAAGGGUCAAGGUGAUUGGGAGGAGGAUUGGGGAGAAACCUAUGCGGGAAAGAGGCAGCCUUCUCUUUUCUUAAUCAACUUUGACAGUGGAGAAGUACAAGCUGUAAAAGGAAUUCCAAAAUCUUUGAGCGUUGGGCAAGUUGUGUGGGCUCCAUCAACUGAAGGCUUGUCCCAAUUAUUGGUUUUUGUUGGGUGGCCAUCAGAUUCAAGAAAGCUUGGUAUAAAAUAUUGCUACAAUAGGGCAUGUGCAUUAUAUGCAGUCAGGGCAUCACUUUACAAAUCAGAAGGCAGUGAGCUCGAACUCAAAGAUAGCUCCUGUAAAGAUUUUCCUGUGGUUAACUUAACUCAAACCAUCAGCAGUGCCUUCUUUCCACGAUUCAGUCCAGAUGGAAAGGUCCUUGUGUUUUUAUCUGCAAAAUGUUCUGUGGACUCUGGUGCGCAUUGUGCAACAAAUUCACUUCACAGAAUUGAUUGGGCCGCCAAUGGAAAGCCGUCUACAUCUGAUAAAAUUAUUGAUGUGAUUCCAGUCGUGCAGUGUGCAAAGGAUGAUUGCUUCCCAGGGCUUUAUUGUUCAGAUAUCCUAAGUAAUCCAUGGCUUUCUGAUAGAUGCACUCUGAUUUUAUCUUCCACCUGGGGUAGUAGUCAAGUAAUAAUUUCAGUGAAUGUGCUGAGUGGAGAGUCAUUACGCAUUAGCCCCACUAAGUCAAAUUUUUCAUGGAAUGUUCUUACACUAGAUGGGGACAAUAUUAUUGCUGUGUCUAGCAGUCCAGUAGACAUUCCUCAAAUCAAAUACGGUUAUCUUGUUGAGAGUGCAAAUAAGAAUGGUGCAUGGAAUUGGUUAAAUGUAUCAAGCCCCAUCUUUAGAUGCUCUGAGAAGGUUAGAUCAUUGCUCUCAUCCCUGAAAUUCAGUAUUAUGAAAAUUCCAGUGAAGGAUGUUUCUGCUAACCUAACAGAAGGUGCCAAAAAACCGUUUGAAGCUAUAUUCGUCUCUUCUAAUUUUAAGAGAGAUAGCGGCUGUGAUCCACUAAUUGCAGUCCUUCAUGGGGGCCCACAUUCUGUCUCAUUGUCAAGCUUUUCAAAGUCCUUGGCUUUUCUCUCUUCAAUUGGUUUCAGCUUGUUGAUAAUAAAUUACAGAGGGUCACUAGGAUUCGGUGAAGAAGCAUUGCAAUCCCUUCCAGGGAAAGUUGGAUCCCAGGAUGUAAAUGAUGUACUCACUGCUAUAGAUCAUGUUAUUGAUAUGGAACUUGCUAGCUCCUCUAAAAUAACUGUGCUUGGCGGCUCCCAUGGAGGCUUUCUAACUAGUCACUUGAUUGGCCAGGCACCAGAUAAGUUUGUUGCAGCUGCUUUAAGGAAUCCUGUUUGCAAUCUUGCACUGAUGGUUGGUAUAACAGAUAUCCCUGAAUGGUGUUAUGUGGAAUCUUAUGGAAGCAAGGGGAAAGAGAGCUUUACAGACUCACCUUCAGCUGAGCAUUUGACUCUCUUUUACAGCAAGUCUCCUAUAUCACACGUCUCAAAGGUCAAAACACCGACCCUCUUUCUUUUAGGUGCUCAGGAUCUCCGUGUUCCAUUUUCUAAUGGCUUGCAAUGCGCACGGGCACUAAAGGAGAAAGGAGUCGAAACCAAAGUCAUUUUGUUUCCCAAGGAUGUUCAUGCAAUUGAAAGGCCACAGUCGGACUUUGAAAGCUUCCUCAAUAUUGGAGUGUGGUUCAAGAAGUAUUGUAAAUGAGCAGGCAUUUGACUUGUCUCAUGCGUUGCUGAUCUGUGCGGGAUGAAUA
Molecule: messenger RNA, 2596 nt
Organism: Pistacia vera
Lineage: Eukaryota; Viridiplantae; Streptophyta; Magnoliopsida; Sapindales; Anacardiaceae
Product: acylamino-acid-releasing enzyme
Exons: 18
Coding region: 25-2547 (840 amino acids)
Biological process (GO): proteolysis
Molecular function (GO): serine-type endopeptidase activity
Source: RefSeq, a predicted model, not a curated record